Molecule: messenger RNA, 1218 nt
Organism: Volvox carteri f. nagariensis
Lineage: Eukaryota; Viridiplantae; Chlorophyta; Chlorophyceae; Chlamydomonadales; Volvocaceae
Gene: vmp15
Product: metalloproteinase, extracellular matrix glycoprotein VMP15
Exons: 4
Source: RefSeq, a predicted model, not a curated record
GUCAUCCGCAAAAGCGACGGCUCCGUAUUACCUAUAGCACGUGGCUAUCAGCCACCGAAGGCGGACAACCUUGGUCAAGUCGUGGUUCCAGGGGCGCUGGUGUCGUGCAACCUCGAUGCCGUUGGCAUAUGCAAUCCAGUUCUGGGAUCCAGGACCAUUGUGCUAUCUGCGAAGCCGCUGCUCCUACCGGACACCGAUACGAUUCAACAGCGUCUGCUGGUGAUCGUUAUGGACUAUUCCGCCUGCCGCUAUCCAGCCACAAUGAACCAGACCACCGUUCGAACGAUCUUUCUGGGUCGUAAAGGUGAUGGCAGCGGAGGCAUUGCCCAAAGGUACACGCAGUGUUCGUAUGGCAAAUUCAAUCUGAACACCACAGCCUUCAAGGUGAUUACCGCCAAAAGCACAGUACCAUGCACAGAUGUGGCUGUGAAGCAGUGUGCAGAUUGGCGGAUCGCUCAGGAUGGAGAUGCCCGAGCAAAGGCAGUGCUAGGGGAAAAGGAGUUUUCAAGCUUUACCCAUUAUGCAUACAUCAUCCCAGGGAACAUGUCCAACAGUCAGUGCGCCUGGAAGGGCCUGGCUUACUUGCCAGGGCAGCAAAUCUGGCUCAAGAGCACAACCUACAGCGUGAGCCGCUGGUCCACAGUCAUGCAGGAGGCCCUGCACAACUAUGGUGGUCUGUGGCAUUCCUGGGAGAAUGGCGUGGAGUAUGAGGAUUAUUCCACAGCUAUGGGCAGCGGAGUUGCCUGCCCCAACGCCCCCGAGUUGGCCUACCUUGACUGGGCCACACCCGCGCCAGGCGGCGACCGCAUUGACUCCAACUUAUUGCCAGCAGGCACCGCCCUCACCUUCAGUCUGCCCGCCACCUACUUAUCCCCAGACGGAAACUACCUCCGAAUUGUUCCUGACUGGCUGCCAUCGUACAGAACUAAUGUUGAUGCCAAGAACCUCUACAUUGCUGUACGGGUCAACAAGGGUGGUGACAGUUCAAUGACGUUAUACUACGCAAACAAGUUAAACAUCCAUGAAGUCAACGCUAUCAUGGUGCGUCAGUAUGUUUACAGUGACCGCAAGGUGUCCUUCGUCACUGCUGCCGCACCUCAAAGUCGGACAAACCUCACUGCAUACAAGCUUGUCGUGUACGGUGGAUCCUGGGUCAGCACGGACAUCCUCAGGAUACAUGUCUGUCGGUACCAGUCCUCGUUGACAGAAUGCCCCUCU